GAACUGUUUGUCUCUUAUACUUCGCCGUAGAAAAGACGUGUAAACACAGAAGAUUACAAAACUGUUCCAGAAUUCCACCAGUUCAACUCUUUGAGGGUCGGGGAUCUCGUUCUCGCUACAUUUUCUUUUGUUGAUUAGCCUAACAUGGUUGUUGGAGGCGCAUGACACAGAACCUUCCCUUGCUAGAAAAGCUUGAAAUCUAGUUCAGACUGCUAAAAAGGCAGACGUCAGACGUUGAUCACAUUCACUUGACAGGAGCUUGUCGUCUAACGUUAGCGGACAUGGAGGAAGCCAAUCAAGAUGCCUUUGACAGAGCCAGGCUGCAGGUGAUUAAAGACGGCUAUGAGAAGGCCUUUGAGUGCAUCAACAGGGGCCUGACCGAGGAUGAAGCUGGCCACAAGGCCCAGGCCCUGGCCCAGUACACACAGGGACGCCAGCACCUCAUCAGGGCCAUCAGUGUGCCCUCACAGGGGCAUGAGUGUGUGGGGUGCUCCUGGGAGUCAGCCCGCCAGAUGCAGCACAAGAUGCAGGAGACUCUGAACAACAUCACCACUCGAUUGGCGGUCCUAGAGACCAGCCCAGACCCUGAGUUCCCACCACCUCUAGAUGCCUCUAAUGGAGUCCCAGGGACAGCCUCUAACUCAAACCUCUACCCCAAACUGGAGAAGGAGAAACCAGAGCGGCCGUCUCCACCCAAGCUGCUGAUGACUAACCGCCAAGGUGGAGCUGUGGGAGGCAGUGUGUUUCCCUCCUUGCCUCUUUCUCCCACUAGACAGUCUGUGGUGCCUGGCGAGCUGCCCCCAGCCUACUCUUCCCAGGCGGCUGACGGCCACCUGACUAUCUCCUACGGGACAGAGUCUGGAGAAAUGUCGCUGGUGGGAGAGGAGUUCUACAGCCACAUGUCCCCCUCUCCCCCCUCUCCUCAUAGCCUGGGGGAGGAUGGAGAGGAACUCUUCUUCCUGCCUCACGGGGUACAGAUAUUCUUUGUCACACCUGACGGCCAGGUCAGCGCUCCCUCCUACCCAGGGUACCUGCGGAUGGUCAAGUUCACCAGCCAGCAGUCAGAGAGAGUGCCCAACCGGCCCCCAGCCUUCCUGCAGGUGUGUGAUUGGCUGUACCCACUGAUGGCCACUGACUCCCCCGUCCUGCUGUGUAACACAGGGGUGUUCAUGUUCCCCGACAUGAUGGCGUCCGCCCCGGGGUCCUACGUGGGCGUUGUGCUGUCCUCUGAACUGCCUAUAGAAGACAGACAGCUGUUCCAGGACCUGCUGUCCCAGAUGACAGACCUCAGGGUGCAGGCUCCAAAUGAGGCAGCAGACAGCAUCAACCUGAGCCAGAAGGUGUCCAUCGCUCCCCUCGAGGAAGAGGAGGUCCCAGCAGCUGCAGAGGAGGAGGAGAAGAACCUGCCAGAGUGGAGCGAGAAAGUGGCCAGCGGCAUCCUCACAGGGGCAUCGUGGCUGAGCUGGGGCCUGGUGAAGGGGGCUGAGUUCACUGGCAUAGCCAUCCAGAAGGGGGCGUCCAAACUGCGGGAGCACAUCACCCCAGAGGACAAGCCAGCCCACAUCAGCCCCUCUGUCUCCAAGGGACUGCAUGUAGCCAAACAGGCCACCGGGGGCGCUGUCCGCGUCAGCCAGUUCCUUGUGGACGGUGUGUGUAUGGUGGCAGGGUGUGUGGGUAAGGAGCUGGCUCCCCACGUGAAGAAACAUGGAGGCAAGUUGGUCCCGGAGUCCAUGAAGAAAGACAAAGAUGGACGAUCCAACAUUGAUGGAGCCAUGGUGGUGGCUGCCAGCGGAGUUCAAGGCUUCGCUACCAUGUGGACUGGCUUGGAAGUAGCAGCAAAGAACAUCACCGUCUCUGUUGCCUCCGAAACCGUCAACACUGUCAAGCAUAACCCUCCCCCUCUCAACAGUUGGUUGUGUGUGAUUAUAAGGUAUGGGGCUGCAGCCGGCCAGGCCACAGACCAUGCUGUGAACUCAGCCAUUAACAUGGGCGUCACCGCCUUCAACAUUGACAACCUGGGCAUUAAAGCUGUGGUGAAGAAGACUGGCAAACAGACGGCCGUGGCCAUCCUGGAGGACUACCAGCUACGGGACCCUAAUACUAACCAGAAACAAGUAGAGAAACGGGACAAAUAGGCUCCAUCCGGGAACAAGUCUACGUCCCAAUUGGCACCCUAUUCCAUAUUGUCACUACUUUUGACCAGACAAAAUAUAGAGAAUAGGGUGCAAUUUGGGACAGUCAACACCUAACGCCAUGACACUUACCAUAGCCCUUACCCGCAGUGCACUGGUGUAGAUAUGAGAGGUCUGGAUAGGUGUAAGCAAAUUGGCCACUUCUACCUGCAUAGUCUGUCAAAGGGAAAGGCUGAGGUACUACCAUAUUGAUUAAACAUAUCCUAUUCUUUCAGAUCUACCCAAGUGCCUAGAGUAGAGGCUAGGUUUGCUUCCAAAAUGGCACCCUAUUCCUGAUUUAUAGUGCACUACAAAGGGAAUUGGGUGCCAUUUGGGAUGCACCUCAUGUCCUCUUCCUCUCUUUCCUUUAGAGCUUUAAUUACAACACGAUUUGUAUUCUUCUAUAAAGAAAUCUAUCUAUACAUAAAUGCUUUAGUUGACUAAUAGCCUCUAGAAAUGUUACCAGGGUUUGAUACAACUGUUAAGCACUUUAAUCUUCAUAAUGAACGGUAUAAUGACAUUAUAAUAAUGUCAAAUAUUAUAGUAACUAAGAUGGACGGUGUGUAGGUAGGCUGAUGUAUAAUCGCUAAGUUAUUUGUGUACAAUGUUGGUGAGAAGAGGACACCGGAAUUUGAAAAGUCACGUAGGUGAUAUGAAUAUAAACUGAAAGCAGGAUUCUUGCUUAAAUUUCAGAUGGAACUGUUUGUUUCAAGACUACUGCUGUUGACCUAUUGUAGUAACAGUAGUAUUACUGCAGUAGUACUGUUCACAGUUAAUGUAUCUAGAAGUAAAGGUGUAACUGAGGUAGAGUUGCACAAUUCUGGUAACUGUCCCAAAAUCCCCAGGUUUUCCAGAAAUUCUGGUUUUAGGAAUCUGGAUGUUCUGCUUAUUCCCACCUAGUCUCUUUCCCCACCCGUAACCUGAGGCCAGCAUUGGGUUCUGGGUUUCAAGAUGAAUUCACUCCUGAUUCCUGGAUGUUCCAACCAGGAUUUCUGGAAAACCUGGGAAUUUUGCAAAAGUUGCUAGAAAUGUGCAAACCUUAUCUGAAAGUCAAGGUGUAUGAGGGGGAAGAAACGCAGCAGCAUGCUAACUAUGUGCUAUAAUAAUACAUGUUUGGGUUCCUUUAAUCAAUGAAAUAAUGUUAAUGUGUGAAACAAGACGAAACCCAAGCAUGCACCGGAAUAGUUAUAUAGCCAUUGAGGGUACUAUAUCAGAUGGAACAGGGUUCUCUUAAGGUAUACUCUUGUCAUAUGACUUUGUAAUGCAGAGGAAAGAGUCAAUCCAAACAUAGAAGCAGUGGAGGUUUGAACUGGUUUGAGAACGGUCCAUAGUUUGCUUAGUAUGCCUUAAUAACCAGUUACUACAGGCUGUAUGCUACUGUAACCAUAGGCCAAAGCAGCCACCUUACAGAUAGCAAGCCCACGCUACUGUAUUGUCCUGUGGUCCAGUUCAUUAUCUUUGAGAAUCUAUAACCUAUCCUUUCAACUUGGUAUCUGAUUUACUUUUUAAAGCUGUGAUAUUAAUUUUCUAUGAAAGGACAAACUAUUUUUUUUUUUCAUGUGAUGUAAAGAGAAUCAUAUUCAAUGUCAUUAACAUUUGGACAAUUUUUUAACUAUGACAUCUGAAACAAAUAAUUAUGGAAAAAUGACAGAUAUAAAUACAUUAACAGUUUCGGCACAAUUUGAGUGUGUUAUGAUUAGUGUCGUCAUAUAUGUGUUAUGUUGUCAACAUACUGUAUUUAACUUGUAAUGCUGUCUACCAUUCAUUAUUUACCUUGGGCUGAUGUUUAUUCAAUGUGAAUUGUCUUCAGUAAUAUUUCCCCUUCAGGGUUAAGUGAAGGCAAACUGUCUUUUUGUGUGAACUUGAAAUCUCAUGCAGUCAUUAAAUAUACAUCAGCAUUCUCACAAAGUGGUUGUGAUUUUCCGAAUAAUGGCUCUGUGCUUCUGUGGCCCUAUGUGAACAAAUAGUCACAUGGUCUGAUGAUUAACCAAAUAUCUGAUAUGUAAUAAAAAGCUAUAGACGAA
This is a messenger RNA of Oncorhynchus tshawytscha (Chinook salmon), 4195 nucleotides long. RefSeq names its product spartin. Gene Ontology annotation, cellular component: plasma membrane. Lineage: Eukaryota; Metazoa; Chordata; Actinopteri; Salmoniformes; Salmonidae. The transcript is spliced from 8 exons. The record is from RefSeq and is a predicted model, not a curated record. Gene Ontology annotation, biological process: cell division; negative regulation of BMP signaling pathway. The coding region runs from base 282 to 2135 and encodes 617 amino acids.